AAAAAAAGCUAAUUACAUUUUGUUCUUAUUAGACCUAAAUUCUACAGAUACCAGUAAAACAAUAUAAUGAACUCCAGUGUUGUAGUUCUGAAAAGCGUGCGUUGAGUGUGGAUGAGGGAUUGCUUUUUCAAUGUAAAGUUACUUUUCACAUGUUGUUUCAUAGUUUGCAAAUGAUGUCAUUUGACUUCUUUUCAGUGCUUUACUUUUAAUGUUUGCCAUUCAGGAGGCAUUUUUCUCUAACGUGUAUUUAAUGUUUUAAUCUGCAUUUCUUUGUUUAAUUGCUUGUACCUGUAUAAUGUGAGGUCACCCAAGAACAUAUGCAUGUAUGCUGCCAAUGAGUUACAUAAACCCUGAAACUCAUCACAUUGAAAACUAGGUACUGUUGUGGCCAAAAAGACAUAUUUUGCUGCUUUCAGUCUUUGGACUUCCAUUAAUUCCUUCUUCUUUCCAUCCAAAGAAUGAGCACGUGUCGAUGGUGUACACCUAGUGGUCCCGACGCCACCGAGUUCCUGAAGAACUAUGCUUCUAAACGGUUGUCCCCGGAAGAUCUUGAAGGAUCCAAUGAAGAUCUCUGUUACUGCCUGGAGUGUGUGCUUGAAUACCACAAAGCCAAGGAAAAAUUGCCAGCGUUGCAUGAGGUCUUGUGGGAGUUGGAAACCUCCCGUCUUGUUGCCCACAUUGAGAAAUCCAUGCAAGAAGAAGCUGGAGAAGAUGAUGAGUUGUUUUUAGUGGAUGAGAAUGGAGAGACACAGCUGUCUGGUUAUGUGGGCCCGGACUUUGAGAAUAACCUGCGAGUGCCCCUUCUAGAAAUACUGAAAUAUCCAUAUCUGCUGCUGCAUGAGAGAGUCAGUGAGCUGUGUGUAGAAGUGCUCUGUAGAAUGGAAGAAAGUCACAGCUCCUUUCAGGUCUUUGAGAAAUAUCCAGGAAUUUAUCUCUUUUUGGUACACCCAAAUGAAGCGAUUCGUCGAUGGGCCAUUCUAACAGCAAGGAAUUUAGGCAAGGUCGACAGGGAUGACUACUAUGACUUACAGGAAGUGCUGACUUGCUUGUUCAAAGUUAUUGAGUUGGGGCUUUUUGAGAGUCGAGAUAUUUACAGCUCUUCAAUGAUUGAAAAGGGUAAACUCAUCCUUCUGCCAUCUCACUUAUAUGAUACUGUCAACUACAAAAACUAUUGGCUAGGGAUUUGUAUGUUGCUUACAGUGCUGGAAGAACAAGCCUUGGACUCCUUGUUACUGGGUCCAGACAAACAAAAUGAUUUCAUGCAGUCUAUACUUCACACCAUGGAGAAAGAAGCAGCUGAUGAUUCUACUGACCCCUUCUGGCCAGCGCUGCAUUGUUUCAUGGUUAUUUUGGAUCAGCUCGGAUCUAAAGUAUGGGGUCAGCUUAUUGAUCCAGUCCAAGCCUUUCAAACCAUUAUCAACAGUGUGAGCUACAACAAUGAGAUAAAAAAUAUACGCGGUAGCUUUAAGAGGACAAAAUCUGAACCGGAGUCAGACUACAAUGAUGACAUGGUUACUUGCAGUCAGAUUGUGUAUAGUUAUAACACAGAAAAGCCUCAGAAGGAUACUGGAUGGAAGACCGCCAUUUGUCCAGACUAUUGCCCCAACAUGUAUGAAGAUAUGCAAGCACUGGUUAACAUGCUUCAGUCUGCAAUUGGUAGAGAUACACGUGUCCAUCAAAGCACGUUUUUGUGGUUCAUCCCUUUUGUUCAGUCGCUUAUGGAUUUAAAGUACUUGGGUGUAGCAUAUAUAGUAGAAGUCAUUCACUACCUCUGCUCGGAAAUCAAAGAUAUUCUCAGUGAAAGAAUCCAGCAAUGUGACAAAAUCUCCGAAUUUUUUCUCCUGAUUUUGGUCUCCAUUAUUGAACUACACAGAAAUAAGAAGUGCCUGCAUUUGUUAUGGGUUAGCUCCCAGGAAUGGGUGGAAGCAGUGGUGAAAUGUGCUAAGCUUCCAGCUAUAGCAUUUACACAGUGCACUGAAAAACUACCUGGACAGUAUGUGAGAGGUUCAUUGACAGUAUCUUCACAAGCUUCUAACUCUGUGCAGCAUGCCUGCGUGCAGUUGAUACGCAGCCUUCUUAGAGAAGGCUAUCACAUUGGGCAGCAUGCUCUUUGCAAGCAAUACCUAGACAAACUCAAUCUUCUUCUGCGAGGAAAUCUAUCUUUAGGUUGGCAGCUGAACAUCCAGGAAACUCAGGAAUUACAAGUGUGUUUAAGGCAAGUUAUAAGAGGUAUAAAGAACAGAGCACUGGAUACCUCUGUGGCUGUAGGAAACAGUGCAAACUCUACUACUUUACCUGCCAUUUCUAUAAAGCAAGAGAAGAAUGCACGUGGUGGUGGAUGCGAGUUGAGUGUAUAUGACAGAGAUGACCCUCAUUCACUAUGUGCUGUCUCAUCGAAGGAAGGCAGAGAUUGUUCUAGCUUCUUUAAAAGUGACCCUGGUAUGCAGGGGAAUGAAGAUGAUGGGAUUGUGCUUUCAGGGUUCAGUGGCACCUCACUGAAAAAGGUAUCGACUGGACUAAAAUUAAGUUCAUUGUUGAAAUCUAAGAUUAAGAAAGAACCUGACAUGCAAACUUCAGACUGGGAACAGCCUAAUUUAAAUGACUCGGCUAAAUAUAACUGCGAAGGUCAAAUUUCAAAGUCCUAUUGUAUGGAUAAAACUUCAGCAAAUGAUCGUGUUCCAUCUAGCUCUGAAAACAAGAACAGUAUAUCCAACCCUGCUUCUUGGACCAGGCCACUGUCAGUGAAGUGUGAAUCAAGUGACAGGUUGUUAGAAUUUUCAAAGUAUUUCAAGAGGGAAAGCAAUUCAGUGGGGAAGAAAGAGGAGGAUUUUGUGAAGACAGUUUCUGAAGAUAAUACUUUAACAGACUCCCAGGUUGAUAGAGAACUCAGUAAAUUAUCUUUAGCUGCGUAUGCCAAAGGUGUCAAUUUUCCCUUUGAUUCAAGCCAAGAGAGCCCACUACAUGAUAAUGUGUGUGAUAUUAAAAGGAAAGUGAAAGGUGCGGUAAGAUCUUCCAGUGAUGGUCAGAGUACCACGUCUCCCUGUAGUGCAGAUUGCCGUAACAAUAAAGUCAUUAUAAUUUCAGACUCUUCUGAUGACGAAAACUCUGUGGCUGAGGAGAAGGAAACAGAAAAAAAGAAUGAAAAUGGGUAUCCUGAAAAGCAGCCUUCAACUUCCAGCUGCAUUUCUGAUAGUGACACCAAAACAGAAUCAAAGGUACCAAGCUCUCCCUUGUCAUUGGAAAACUGUGAGUCUCAGUACUUUGAAUUUGAAACAGAACUUGAUGUCUUUUCGGUUUGGCAAGAUACUCAAGACUAUAGCAUGGAAGUAACUCAGGAGUAUAAACAAGGUCACGUUUCAACGUCGGUUGACAGUAGAGAUUCAGGUGAAUUAGUGGAUGAUGAAACAAAUGAAUGGGGUUAUGAUGUGGAUUACAUAAAUGAUGAUAACAUGGAAGAAGAAGCAAACUUGACGGGAAAGGAGACAGAAAAUGUUUCUCUUCAGACAGAAGCUGAUAAUACAAAAGUAGUAACUAAUUCAACGUUGCAAGAAUCUGUUAGUAAGGAAAAUGCAAAAGAUCAACUGGAGAAUUCUGCCGGCAAAGGUACUGUUGCUGAAGACUUCACCUUGCACUCAAAAUUGACUGAACCCAGAGCAUCUACAUCUAAAAUCUCAUUAGCUUCAAAAUUGGCCCUUAAGAAGAAUAGUGCAAGCCCACAGAAGAGCAUAGCAAACUCUAAGGUAGCAAGAACUAUUCAAAGAAGUCCUAAAAAAACUCCUGUUCUUAAACCAGCACAAAACAAAAAACUACUUCAAAGUACAUCAAAAAAUUCCCAACCCGGCAGGUCACUGCCUGCUGUGGUUCCUCCAAGGAAAGUUCGCCAGUGUCCAGCACCAGCAUCAACUGUAGAAAAACUUGGUCUGAAGAAGGCGCCUCGCAAAGCGUUUGAGUUAUCCCAGCGCUCUUUAGAGAGUCUGGCUCAGUUGCGCAGCUAUGGUAAAGCUGCAGGGAGAGUUGGGGUUGCACAGAAAAAGAAGAUUAAACUAAUUGCUCCUCAGAGUUUGUCUAUAAAACAUAAUAAAAAAUUGCUAGCCUGCCAAGACCUUCAGUAUUUAAGGCAGACAAGGCCCAAAAGAAGGGUCGGAGUGGGAAAUUCUGCAGGAAGUUCUGGGAGUAGAAACAAAAAAGUUAGCAAACUGGAUGCAAAAUCUAUGAAACAAAAGCCUGGAAGUUUUGAAGUGGCAUCUGUUGAAAAGCAGGGAGAGAGAAAAAGGGAGCAGACUGGUUUUCCCUCUGCUGGUGAGAGAGAAUUUGAAAGCCUGUUUGUGGAAGAGGAGACAGGUGUCUCUAAAAUGCCUAGUUUUUCAGACUUGGACAGAAAAUCAGAGGAUAAUGGUACAACGGUUCCUCCUGUACCUGUGUUUUCAAGUCUCUCUUCUGCUGCAUUGGUUGGAGAUGGUAAAAAUGAACCUUCAGGAAAAGGUUCCGUUGUCCAGCCGGAGUGUGAGAAGAUAGAAGAAAAUGGGUGUAAAUCAAAUGAAAAUAGUGAUGAUGAUGAUCUGUUUUUAACUCAGUUAGAUCCUGUGGAUAUGGAAUUGUGUUCCGAAGAGGAAAAUGUACAAGACACUACUGCAGCUGGUAAAAACCCAGAGGAAAUGGAUACUGCUGAAAGCCUUCAGCAGAGUGAAUCCUCGACUAUUGUGAAAUGCAAGUACAAAGACUGUGUAGAAAAAGUAGAAAAACCAGGAGAGUACUGUAGGAAGCAUUCAGCCACCAGCUCAGAAGCAGAUCACUUGUUUGCCAAACCUUCUCUCCUGCCACCUAAACCAAGAAAGCCUUCCACUACCAAAAUUUUCAGCUCAGCAAGUUCUUCACGGAAUGCAGCCUUCAGUAAGGAUCUCGAGGAUGUUAAAAAGCUACCCCCAGCUUCCAAAAGCAAAGUGAAUGCAGCAAAACCAGUGGUCGUCAGGCCACCAAAUGCAAAGCCUAUACCAAUAAGAAAUCAGACAUGCAGGUCUCCAAGUUUCACUAAUGUACCUCAAGUCAAUAUUCCUAAUAAUGUUCUCCAGUCACAAAAUAGACAGAAUGACAAUGCUUCAAAUAUUUCCAGGAGGCCUGUCCAAGAAGCAUAUUCUUCGCCCUUUUAUGUUCAACAGCGUGAUUACAGUAUUUUUAUUAGCGAAGUCCUAAGGUGGACUUAUGAAAUGUUUGUAAACUCCAGCCUCUUUGGACCUCCAAGUAAUCUCACGCAGUCUGUAGUAGCCUCUGUUCCUGUCCACUUUCAAGGAUACAAUGACUAUUUUAAUACAUUUUUCCCCUUGAUGAUGCUAAAUGCCUUUGAAACACUGGCACAAGAGUGGAUAGAAAACCAGAGAAUAAGAGAGAAGAGUUACUACUUCAACUUACAGAACUUUUCUGCUGACUUGAACACAGCAGAUUUUACAGCUCAUUUGCAAGAAAGUGAUUUGGCAAAGCAGCUUCAUCCAAAAGAGGAUGACUUAAUCUUUUUGGUGGUCCAAAAGAAAAAAGAUGCCUUUAGGGAAGAAAGCGAGAUGGAGGACCAAAUAGUGAAUGAAGUUGGUCUCGUGACACGAUUUUCUCGUGCAUCUGGCCGUUCAACUAGACAAAAGGAGCAGCAUACCGUCUGUCAUCUUUCUGUGCGAACUCGAGGCAAUUUGUCAUUCUUCGUAAAUAAGCAAGUGAAGUGCAUGGUGGUUGGCUCUCUGGUGACCACACACCGAACAUUCAAAGGUCUGCUACUACUGAGCAGGAGUCCCCUGGCUAAACCCAUCAUAAAUCCAAGUUACAAUGACUUCUGUCCCAGAGAUUUGCUGGUAGCUUCAGAAAGCGCUGUGUGGAAUGUGAAUGAAUACAAUGAAGAUCAAAAGAGAGCUAUUGAGACAGCUUAUGCCAUGGUAAAGCAACAUCCAGGGCUUCCCAAGAUCUGCCUCAUCCAUGGACCACCUGGGACAGGGAAAUCAAAAACUAUUGUUGGACUUCUGUCUCGUGUUUUGAGAGAAAACACUAGGAAUGAGAAAACUCAAAAAACAAAUUCCAAGAUCAAGCCAAACCGUUUUCUUGUUUGUGCACCAUCAAAUGCUGCUGUUGAUGAACUCAUGAAAAAGAUCAUCAUUGCGUUUAAGGAAAAAUGCCAAAACAGACAGGAGCCUUUGGGAAACUGUGGUGAUAUCAAAUUAGUGCGACUUGGUGCUGAAAAAGCAAUCAACAGUGAAGUCCGGGGAUUUAGCCUGGAUAAGCAAGUUGAACAUAGGAUGAAACGAAAGCCAGCUGACUGUGACCAGGAUAUUCAGAAGAAAAAAGCAGCUCUGGAUCAAAAGCUGGACAUGCUGUCUCGUCAGCGUGCCAUGCACAGAUGUGAGAAGAAGGAAGUGAGUCAAAUGUUAGAUGAUGAAAUUGGCAGACUUUCAAAGGAGAGACAACAGCUUGCUUCUCAACUAAAGGAGGUUCGGGGGCAUUCUCAGAAAGUACAGGCAGAUAUCAUCUUAGAGUCCGACAUCAUCUGCUGCACGCUGAGCACAAGUGGAGGAAGUCUGCUGGAAUCAGUGUUUUUUCGGCAAGGACUUGAUCCUUUCAGCUGUGUCAUUGUGGAUGAGGCAGGGCAGUCCUGUGAGGUUGAAACACUGAUUCCACUGAUCCAUCGCUGUAAUAAACUUGUCCUUGUUGGAGAUCCCAGACAGCUCCCUCCUACAGUCAAAUCAGUGAAAGCUCAGGAAUAUGGCUACGAUCAGUCCUUGAUGGCACGUCUGCACAGACACCUGGAGGAGCAAGUGCACAAGAAUGUUUUGCGAAGCCUGCCAGUUGUGCAGCUGACUGUGCAGUACCGGAUGCACCCUGACAUCUGCCUCUUCCCAUCCAAUUACGUUUAUGGCAGGACUUUAAAGACUGACAAAGCAACAGAAGAGAACAGAUGUUCUUCAGAGUGGCCAUUCCAGCCCUACCUUAUUUUUGAUGUAGGAGAUGGUCAUGAGGAGCGAGACAAUGACUCUUUUAGUAAUCCUCAGGAGGUGAAGCUGGUGAUGGAAUUAAUUAGAACUAUAAAAGAGAAAAGGAAGGAUCUGGGUCUUCGACGCAUUGGAAUAAUUACUCCUUACAGUGCACAGAAAAAGAAAAUUCAAGAACAACUGGACAGAGUGUUUAGGAAUAAUAGCCCAGGAGAAGUGGACACAGUGGAUGCAUUCCAGGGACGAGAGAAAGACUGCAUCAUAGUGACAUGUGUCCGGGCAAACAGCACUAAAGGGUCAAUUGGGUUUCUGGCAAGUCUCCAGCGUCUGAAUGUUACCAUUACCAGAGCCAGAUUCAGCCUCUUUAUCCUUGGAAGACUGAAAACUCUCAUGGAAAACAAAGACUGGAACGAGUUGAUUCAGGAUGCUCAGAAAAGAGGUGCCAUUAUCAAGACAUCAGAAAAAAACUACAGGAGAGAUGCUGGUAAGAUUUUGAAGCUCAAGCCACCAGUACAGCCCCCAGCCAAUGCAGGAACAAAGCAACCUGCUCCGUUGCAGUCGUCUUCCAGUGGCAAGAAGCCACUUGCAAAUCCAAAGGAGGCCAGCAGCCCUCGGGAGCUCACUGCUGGCACUGGCUCUGCGGCGCUACAGGGAAGCGGAGGACCCCAGCAGCCACAGCGGGCUCAGGCUGUGGACUCCAGGAGAGGCAGUGCCCCUGCAACCAUGGUGGCUGCAGUGCUUCCUGCUGAUCAGGAGAAACCACGGGACCCGAGGCUGGCAAGCAUGGCUAGUAGAACUGAAGCCAAAGGGAAGGAGCAGGCCUCAAAAGACAGCAGUCGGUCAGCCCAGAGCAAUCCAGGAUCAACAUCACAGCAAGGCCUUGAUGUGUCCUCAGCUGCCAGGGAUCAGAUUGCCAGAACAGAAACUUUUAAGAAGCCCCAACAAACACCGGGACAAUGUGAGUCGCCUUCCACACCUCGGCACGAGGGUGACUGGAGAGCUCCUCCUUCGAAAAGCAGUUCAAAAUCCCACAGUGAAGGAGGUGAAAGUUACAGCAAUAAGCAGAACAAAGACUAUUGUGUGUUAACAAGGAGAACAUCAGAAGAGUCACCAGUGAACACAGAAUCAAACGGUGCCAAGCGAAGAAAGACCUUUCACUGACUUGAGUAUUGACUCAUUACUGAAAAUCUAUUCCCAGAUUUCUGUCUAGCAAGGACUGUAUUUUAAAUUAUUUAGUAUGCUUGGAACUCCCUUGUAUUGAUACCACUACUAUCAGUAGAUUCAUCUUUUUCCCAUCCUGUCCCUAAUUGUGAAGGGGACUUUAUACCUCUUUAUACCUGGCAGUUGAUAGAUUGGAGCUUUUGUAAGGAAAAAGGGUAGCUGCAUUGCUUGGAAGAGCAGUCAUCUAGGAAGUUAAGGUUGUAAAUGUUUAAUGAUGUAUAUUUGUACAGUAUAUGAAAUUAUUUUAAGAUUUAAUUUGGCAAAUAUAUAGCUUCUUGUUUCCUUGUGCAAAUGCUGAUUUCUUAGGUAUUUUUUUAUGAAGAACCAGAGCAAAGCAAAAAGAAAGAAAAAACAAACAAAAAAACCUAAACCAACCCAAACCCAAACAGAAAAUCCAAAAAAGAGCCAUACUUUGUUUCCCCUUUGCACUAAUAAGUCUAAUUUAUUUGAUGGCAGAGUGAAUGUUGAUAAUGUGGUAGCAGUGAUUCUUCCUCGUGCUCCACUAGUGCUUCAGGAAACACUGAAGGCAGAUGUACAUUGGUUGAAUGGAGAGAAUUCUACUUAUUUUGUAUAUUUUAUGGCCUGUUUUUAUAAGAACAGAAGAGCUUCCGUUUAUACACGUGUGCCUUGAGUUUUGCUCUUGCUGCUGCUUCAUGAGUUGUAAUUCUUUUCUUGUUGCAGAGGCAACACAAACUGCAGAUUAAAGCCUAUGAGGUCUGUUUGGUCCCAGUGAGUCCAUGUGAGGAAUCAUCAACAGCACUGUGCAACCUUAGUCAAAGAUCCAGUUAAUGCUUCUUGGUAAUGACACUCGAGUUUUCGUUACAGGGAGAUUUUGGAGAUCUACAGAGCUAAAACGGGCAAGCAGUUCAUUCUCGGUGUUAUUACUGGAUUCGUUCCACCGUGUUGAUGAAGAAUAUUUAACCAGUAAAAUGGGGUGGUGCAGGAAAAUGAACUGAUUUUUAAGAAAGCCUUCCUCUCGUCAUAACAUUUCACAAUAAAAGUGGAAUUAUUUCUGCUAAUAAUGCUUUUGGGUGACUGAAUUAUCACUUUAUCUGGAGAUUGUGUCUAUGUGAGGGAGGUGAAGAGCAGCAUUUCAUGUGCACAGAGUUUUUGCAUGGAGGUACUCUAGCACGCUUCUGCCUGGGCAUGCAGCUCCACGCUGUGUUAGCACAAGCUGGGUGUACUGCGAGUGGGCCGGGUUGCUGUCUCCAUGCAUCUGUGGUGAAGUACAGCCUGCUCAUGGUGAAGUACAGCCUGCUCAGAGGCAGGCAUGAUCCUCCUGUCCCCCCCAGCUGACUUGUGCUUAACCAUCAUCACGGCAGUGGCUUUCUGAGCUGCCAGAUUUCUCUGGCCAGAAUUUAGCCAUCAUCUUUAGUUAUAUUUUCUGUCCUGACACUUUCAUUGCAGUGAUUAGUGUUAGCUUUGUUCCUUUAACUGCUGCCUGAGAGGUACGUGCGAUCCAGCCCAGUGAAAUAUGGGUGCCUUACCGUACAAAACAUCAGUUCGAACUGUAAUUGCUAGUCAAUGCAUCCAAGCCCAGAACAAACAUGCUUUACUGGUAACAAAUGUGUUGUAGGUGUGUUGGGAGGCAUUUAGUUGCUAUCUGUGGCUGUCCAGCUCAUUGUGCUGCAUAGUACAGAGCAUUUUAAGAUACCAGGGUAGAAUCUUUGAGAUGCCUAUGAAGUGAAACUAGUAUAUGUGCAUUUUUUAGCUUUAGUUAUUUGUUCUGUUGCAAUUGUAAUCACUUCAGUGAACCCUGACCACCUCUUGUCAGCAGUGUGUGCUCUUCUAAAACUGCUGUGACUCUGCCUUGGUGUUGUGUACCUUGUGCAAGCAGGAAGGCUGCUGGAAUGAAUCAGACUGUUGUGAGUUGGACAUCUUGGUCACCCCCCACAUCCCACAAUCCAUGCCCAAUGUGUUAUCUCCUUUUAUGUUCAUAGGAAUAUUUAAAAAUACCAUCAUCUUUGCAACCUCUUGGCUCUCUUGGCAGGGCUGUGCUGACCUGCCUGCUGUUUCUGCUUAGCACAUUGAAAAGGCUGCUAUGCUGCAAGAGGGUGUAGGAUGGCCAUUUAGACUGUCUCGAUGUAAAUAAAGUGAAGCUGGCAACAGUGUGAACGAGGAAAUGCUUUUCUGGUCAACGAGGAAAUGCUUUUCUGGUCAUUAAAUACAAUUUUGUCAAAAGAA
Molecule: messenger RNA, 10367 nt
Organism: Strigops habroptila (Kakapo)
Lineage: Eukaryota; Metazoa; Chordata; Aves; Psittaciformes; Psittacidae
Gene: SETX
Product: senataxin
Exons: 24
Coding region: 459-8123 (2554 amino acids)
Biological process (GO): termination of RNA polymerase II transcription
Cellular component (GO): nuclear body
Molecular function (GO): helicase activity; transcription termination site sequence-specific DNA binding
Source: RefSeq, a predicted model, not a curated record